AGCCGCGGUGCAUGCUGGGAUAACAGGCGGUGGAGGUCAGAGGAGAUCCAAAAUGUCGGCUGGAAGUCUCGCGUCCUUGAGCCGCUGUGGUGUUUCGGCGCUGCGCUCCCCCGCAGGACUGGUGGCGGUGCGGUAUGCCCAAACAGCAGCGGCUCCAGCAGCUCAACCCAGGAUAAAGAAGUUUCAGGUGUACAGAUGGGACCCAGACACUCCAGGAGACAAACCCCGCAUGCAGACCUAUGACAUCGACCUCAACACUUGUGGCCCGAUGGUUCUUGAUGCCCUGAUCAAGAUCAAAAAUGAGAUGGACUCCACUCUGACCUUCCGCCGCUCCUGCAGAGAAGGUAUUUGUGGAUCCUGUGCAAUGAACAUUAAUGGAGGAAACACUCUUGCAUGCCUCAACAAGAUCGACACCAACAUCAGCAAGCCGUCUAAGAUUUACCCUCUACCACAUAUGUAUGUGGUCAAGGACCUGGUACCUGACAUGAGUAACUUCUAUGCACAGUACAAGUCUAUUGAGCCCUACCUGAAGAAGAAGGAUGGCACAAAGGAAGGGAAGGAGCAGUACCUGCAGACUGUGGAGGACAGACAGAAACUGGACGGGCUGUACGAAUGUAUCCUGUGCGCCUGCUGCAGUACGAGCUGCCCCAGCUACUGGUGGAACGGAGACAAAUACCUCGGGCCUGCUGUGCUGAUGCAGGCGUAUCGUUGGAUGAUCGACUCACGAGACGAAUUCACAGAGGAGCGUCUGUCCAAGCUGCAGGAUCCGUUCUCCCUCUACCGCUGCCACACUAUCAUGAACUGCACUAAGACCUGUCCCAAGGGCCUGAACCCGGGAAAAGCGAUAGCUGAGAUCAAGAAGAUGAUGGCCACGUACAAGGAGAAGAAAGCGGCUGCUGUCUGAAACCUCCGUUGUCCUCUUGUAGAACACUCCUCACCCUGAUAAUAUUAUAUAUUGAUUUAUAAAAAUGCUUUUUGAAGUCUGAAGGGCCAGUGCACCAGUCGGCUCCACCACAACCAUACAGUGCAGCCUGCAGUCAACUGUAAUGAAAAUGUGUGUGUGGUUGAUGGACUUGGUGUUAAACGCACAUGUACAGUAUGAAUGCAAGGGAGAGUGUGUGUGUCUGAGUCUUAAAUGUACCAUAAAGAGGAAUCUAUCGUCGGCGCUACUGUGUCUGUGUUUGUGCAAAUGGGAGACGCAUAUUAAAGUUAAAACAUUUAUACAUUUAGCUUUUUUUGCUUUUCCAGGUUAGCAGUUGUUUCAAAGACAUACUUUGUAUAUUUUCCUUCAGAUCUUCCAACAUACCAACAGCAGUCUUUGUUUUGAUUGAAAAUAAAUAGUUGAAUGCAUCCAGCUGCUUUCCUUUG
Anoplopoma fimbria (sablefish) is the source of this 1368-nucleotide messenger RNA. RefSeq names its product succinate dehydrogenase complex, subunit B, iron sulfur (Ip) (gene sdhb). NCBI's taxonomy places the organism in Eukaryota, Metazoa, Chordata, Actinopteri, Perciformes, Anoplopomatidae. Gene Ontology annotation, molecular function: electron transfer activity; 2 iron, 2 sulfur cluster binding. The coding region runs from base 53 to 904 and encodes 283 amino acids. Gene Ontology annotation, cellular component: mitochondrial membrane. Gene Ontology annotation, biological process: respiratory electron transport chain; aerobic respiration; tricarboxylic acid cycle. The transcript has 8 exons. The record is from RefSeq and is a predicted model, not a curated record.